UAUCGAAAAUUAAGUGGGUAGGUAGAUGUGCUCAUCAUUGUCUCAAUCGUACCUUCUGUAGAUUUCCCUGUUUUGCAGCCUUCCAGCUCCCCGCUCCUUCCUCGUGCAAAUCCAGAACUGAGUUUCUUUACAUCAUUUCAUCUGACACCUCUCCUUCCAUGCAUCUAUCCUCUGAUAUCUUCAACAUCCUCAUCACCACUCUCCUUUCUCUAUCUAUCUUUACCAUUACCCCUCAGCAGACACCACUUCUACUGGAAACGCUCCAUUCAUUACAUGCCUGGCGACUUGUACGGAACUGUUGAGGUUAUCCCGUCGCUGCGUCGGCGAGCCUCAACAGAGUACAGUACUGGCCUCGACUAUACCAGCUGCCUACUUGUGGACGAAGAUAUCGUCUCUCGCGUUCGCUCACUUCUGCUAUCGCGGAACGAACACUGGCCUCCUCGAACUCCGUACCCAUCCGACGAGCCUUUCACACAGCCAGACGGCUGCGAGCUUGUUUCCGGAUUCGACUUCAGCUCAGCGAAGAGUGUUGCCAAACUAGCCAGGCAAACCACUGGACGCCUCAGCGUCCCGGACAUCAGGCGAGCACUUUCGAAAAGCGAUAUGGCGGACCUGAAGCCAGUUCAGCCAAAACUCAAGUCCAUCCUGCACACGUCUAGUUCUGCCAAUGAACUGAAAGUUCCUGGUGAAUUUACCCCUGAACCGCGGAAGUUUCGAUUUCCAAAGUUGGUCUUGCAAGAUAAGAAGAAGUCAGAGCUGGAAGGGAUCAAGUCAUGUGUCGAAAUCAGUCCCCUUGUGCCUAUCAACGACGAGGAACUACAUCAGACGGAAUUGGAAUGCUGCCCUCCAUGUGAUCCUGCUGAUCUACAACCAUCGAAAUACCUUGUCAAGCACCCAAAGCUACCUAGCCCGGGACUCGAGAUCGAAGCAGCGGAUCUGGCAUGCUUCAUGGGUGGCUGUGAGCCAGGUCUCAAGAACUGCCCGAAGCAUCGUCGGUCGGAUUCAACAUCAGUCAGAAGUGCAUCCAUGGAUAAGCGAAUCGACGAGGACUUCAGAUCGAUACCUGAAAGCCUGGCAAAGUUGGGAAUUUCCGUCAAGAAAAUGAAAGCUAGAUCAUCAUCGUUCAAUGCCCCCCUUGGCAGCGACAGAUCUGCUGGGUCUUCAGACAAUGGCGAAUUGGACGACUCGAGAAAGGAGAUGCGCAAAUCCUUUGAAAGGUCCCCAGGUUCUUUACGAAAAAGCGUACGAUCACCAAUCGAUAGAGCAUUAUCACCUAUCAGCAGUGUGACUUCUGGGUCCACCAUGGAUGCCUUUCCACUCGCUGCCCUGUCAUCGGAACUUGCAGCAAUGGAGGGGUCGAUUGCACCGUUCUCAACGACUGUUGCAACAAAUUUCAGUUUGCCAGGCUAUAAGCAAAAACGUGCAUCACAGUCACUACGGACUAAACUUGCGGAAAUUUCAGCUCGACUUGACCAUGGAUCUUCCCAGCAAGCACCCAAAUCUGCCGACCAACUCGCCUCAGACGAGGCCAGCAAAUCAGAAGUACCUACAACAUUAAGUACUAGUCGAGUUCCGACCAAUGUUUCCAUUUCUGUCGUGCAGCCUGUAUUCGAGCAAACACCGUCCGGUGAAGAUCCAAGAUCGCGUCAAUCUCGAACAUCUAUCCCUCGAAAGCCAGUCCCCGCAAAUGAUUUGGACAAGAGUCAGGGAAGCCUGGGUCAAGGUGAAACAAAAUCCAGAGUCUCAUUUACCAGCGAUGAGCAGGCAGCACAUCAUGAUAUUGGUCAGAAAGUGCCAAGUCUAUCCAUAACCCCAAAGGUAACUGGUGGAGCGAGAUCUCGAAAGCAAUCAGAUGAUCAACAAAGUGAUUCCCUCAGGGAAAGGAGAUCCGAUGCCUCACUGAGAUCUAACACUGCUUCAUUGAAAUCAAAGCCAUACAGUCCGUCACUCCUUUCAGGAGCCUCUCGGACCUCGGUCAUCCGGCAUGCACUCUUGAAGUCUUCCGCCGCAGACACUUCACCAGUCGAUACGGGUUUACCUGUACCUCCUCUUCUGUCUGCAAUUUCAAGCAUGUCAGAACAGGUUAUGCCAACUGAGCUUGCAUAUGACGAAAUCUUGAAGUCAGCUGGAAGUGAUUCGAAGGGCAAAGCUUUGCAAAGAGAUACCGAGUAUUUCGAUACGACUGAAUCAAUGGGACGGGAUAUGAAGGACAAAUCCGGCAUUAGCACGUCCUUUCCAAAGUCGUCCGCUAAAGAAGUAGCAAGUCCCAAAUCGGUUGACUUGGGCGACAAGAUGGUAAGCCAGCCUAGUGAGACUGCCAGCAAUGGAGCAGGAGCUGGUCUCGGCAGUCCUCCAAGCCACACCAGAGAUUUGACACAAUUUCCAAUAUCUAGCCACCUCACAGAUCUCCAGAAAGCAAAAGACUUGGUCGACAACGCGCGUGGCCGAAUUCAAGAAGCCGAGGAGCAGAUGAUCCAGGCCAUGGCAUUUGAGAAACAAGAAGGCCAUGGUCCUGCCGCAACCAAGCAUAUAGAUAUUUGCAAUCUUGACCAAAAUAGGGCUGAGGAUGCGCUACGUGCGGUAUCAAAAGCAGGGAAGGUUCUCGAUACCUCCACCAGUGGCUUGAUUUCACCCAGAUCGUAUGUUCUAGGCGAAUGUGAAUCCCCAGAGGGAGGUAUGGCCGAAAAAGCAGCUUCUCCAGCAGCUGUGGGUGGAGAUGAGCCUGUGUCUAAACCUGGACAUGAGAGUUCACAUAAAGUUUCCGUUGGUUCAGUGGACACGAAAAUAAGCUCUGCUCCCGUGCCAGAACAGAGUGAUAAACUUGUCAAGCGGGAAGAGCCAAGCCGAAGUCAGCCACCUGUAGAAACCUCAAAUGCAGAGUACUGGGGUUUUGUUCCGGCCGUCAAAGAAGCAGUACAGAAUGCAGUUCAAAUCGCGGUUCGAAAUGCCGUCCAAGACAUUGUUGUGCCACCUGGAAUGGACCAAUCUUCGAACGAGUACCGCCAGCUCGUUUCAGCUUCUCUAACCCGAGCAUCCAAGAAUGCAGACAACUACAUUCAACAUGUAGCUGCGCGAAAUACAGUACCACCAUCUGAAAACGAUUCUGAGACUCCUGUCGUCUUUUCAGGUCAGAAGUAUGGUCAGCCAUCUACACUUGAGACAGCAUUAUCGCGAGAACCUCCCAAACAGCCGCCAGAAAGCUCUCAGCUCAUCGCUGGCCCUUCACCAAGUCGCAGCCCGGUCCCUGCAUCGGUUUCUUCCCGAGAAAAUGAUCGUGGAGGGGUCCAUGAGCAGACGAAAUCCGACUCGGCGCGUCAGGAACAGAGCCCACGACGUCUAUCUGUCUCCCAUCAGAAUAUCGUACUGUCUCCACGACCAUUUUCACCAACAGAGUUAGAAUCGAUCCCGCUCGAUUCCGACAACAAAGCACCUUUCGACGAUGACAACCAAGCUUGGAAAAUCUCUCAGGCUUAUGCAUCGAAGAAGCGCUCAUCUGCUGGAUACACAGCAAUUCCGACUCGUCACUCUUCCAGAAAUCGGGUGCUGAGCCCCAAAACGAAAGCUACAAAUUCAAUGGCGAGUAUCUCAGCUCAGGGAUCUCUCAUGGGAUCUCGUAAACGAUCGUUCGAACUUCUAAUCUCUAGAGGUGGUCAAGGAUUACGUUCAAUAUCGUCAGCUGGCUCACUAAGAAGUGCCAAAUCCGAAGACAACGAGAAGGAUGCUGUGGAGUUGACCCCUUUGAAUCCAGUACCCAAUCGCCGCAAGAGCAUGAGCUCCGCUUCUCUUUCGGGGGAAAAGCUUGGCCGUAAGAAUACUGUGCACUGGCUUAAGGAUCUAUUGUCUACAAAUGGGCCAUACGAGACACGAUUCACAGCUUUGCCGCCAAGAACACGAGGUGGUCGGCCUGAAAGAUCCCACACUGCUCCUGUGAAGCCUGCCGAUGAGCUGUUUCAGGAAAGAACUCCUGAUCCUGCGAAUCUUGCGAAGGGUAUUACCAAGCCACAAUCGACCAAGGCGCGGAAUGAAAAGCGAACCGAUAUAUCAGAGACCUUCACCCGAACAAUCAAGGAUCUUGAAAAUCUCAUGAAUGAGGCUCUCCAUAUUGCUAGGCAAGCAACCGAUAGUCCCGAGAUAUGUACUCUGCAAGACGGACUUGAGAAAUCCAUCAAUGUUCUGAACAAUAGCCAGAAGGGUCAAAUCAAGGGACGAGCAGAUCUCACACCCCGUCCACUGCCAGAUCGGACUCAAUCAAGGAUCUCUGCCAUUCGCUGCUCAGAUUCGGAUUCAAGUGACGUGAGCAUACACGAGAGCCUGCGGAGUUAUUCUGGGAGCAGCGGUUCUGAUCAGAGUGACGAAGAGUAUGAUCCCAGCCCAACUCAAGUCCGAAGCAUCACAGUCUCGGCUAGGAAGCUCCCUUCGAGGCACGCAUCUGGUUGGCCGCCCACAGGUCGGGUCUCAACACCUUAUCCUCCCGCAUCAGUUACCCAGUCGCGGAAUUCGAUUGUUGUCGAGCCUCAACCUGAGCAAGACAGAAAUGAUUCCAUUGAUCAAAUCAGGGCAGCAGAUCCCCGCUCGAUGCGUACUGAGACCAACGUAGACAUCACCAAGAUGGAUACAGCUUCACGCCAUCAGCCAUCUAAUCAGAAGAGUAAUGCUGAAGUUCAAUCUGGUUCAAGACGAAUGAGUGCUGCAACUUUCCCACCAAUGGGGCUCGAGAGCGAUGAGGUAUAUGUUGAAGAUACGAGACCAGAGUUUAAGACCUUGGAGCCAUUUAGUACGGAGCGACAAAGUACCAGUCACCGUAAGAGCUCAGCUAAGUCUCCCAGGCGCCUGAGCCCCAAGAGAGCAACUGUCGUUAGCAGUAAUGAUAUCGAUUCUAAAGACACGGUGAUGACAGGCGGUAAUGGUCGUACCGGAUCAAAUGGACCUGGGCCUCUGCCACAGCUCACCCCUCGUCGAGGAACAGGAUUUGUUCCAGUUUGUAUCAAGGAGCAUUCCGAGGAGGAUCAUCAGGCCAUUAGGGCAAAACUUGCUGCCAAAGAGGUUCCUGGAAAGCAAGAGGUACGCGACUACAUACUUUACAAUCGCCAUCCUCCGAUUACCCCACGAGCCAGCUCCAUGAUGUUGAGAAAACGAGCUGACCCACCACAGUCGACAUCGCAUGUCAUGUCUGGUCAAACCACGCGGACUGGUCAGACUUAUAAUUGGCAGGACAUCGACCAUACCAAGAUCGAGCCUUGCUCGCAGGCAGAGACCAGAAGACAAACGGUCGUGCCGGAGCCACAAAUCAUUGAUCCAAAUAGACGGCGUUAUUCACAUAGUCUAGAUGGAUCUUUCAUGACGCAUAGCGAAGUUCUCGAUUUCGACACCGGGUAUGGAGUUCGACACCGUGGAGGGGGAGGUGAAUCUAGUAGAGCACAUGAGGCGAUAGAAUUACGUGAUAGCCCAGGUUCAGACCUUCCUCAAACUACAAAGGGAGUACAGAGCAGCAGUAGUAAGCAAAAUCACUUUUCUCUUGGUGGAAAGAGACACGUCAGUCUCAGAGAUAAUCAUAUCAAAGGAUUCAGUUUGGCCAGGACCCACAAGAGACAAAAAAUUGCCAGAGACUGGUCUCCAGGCCGAAAGCGAUUUGUUGCAACUGUUGCAUGUAUCAGCACUGCCUUGAUUGGUAUUUUAGUGGGUAUUUAUGCUGGAGAAACACCUGCAAUACAGUAUUACAUCGUCGACUUCCAUCACUACACUGUUCUCGGUAACGUCUUCUUCUUCGUCGGUUUAGCAAUCCCUACUUUCUUGUUCUGGCCACUACCCCUCCUUCACGGACGUAAGCCAUACAUUAUGGGCUCCAUGUCUAUCGCCAUGCCUUUACUUUUCCCACAAGCUCUUGCAGUUGGCGAAUUUCGAUCGCCGUAUGUGGCAACAUGGAGAGUUGGCCUCAUCAUGUCUCGAGCUCUGAUGGGAUUCUGUCUUGGUUUCGCCAACAUGAACUUCAAGCAAAUGCUCACGGAUCUAUUUGGUGCUUCGUUGCAAAGUACCAACCCUCAUCAGGAGCAUGUCGAUGAGUUUGAUGUUAGGCGGCAUGGUGGUGGUAUGGGAGUUUGGCUUGGCCUCUGGACUUGGUGUGCUCUGGGCUCCAUUGGCAUCGGAUUCAUGAUCGGAGCAGUCAUCAUCAACACCUUGAAUCCGGCUUGGGGCUUCUAUGUCAGCAUAUGCAUCAUUGCAUUUGUGAUGUUACUGAACGUCUUAUGCCCUGAGGUGCGACGUUCGGCAUUCAGAAGAUCCGUGGCUGAAGUGGUCAAUGACGGAGACGUGUCUCGCAGACUAGCCCGUGGUGAAGUCAAAAUGUACAUGGUUCAGACUGGUCCCAAAUGGUGGGGUGAAGAGUUCCAUUUCGGUGUCAUGCUUAGCCAGAAGAUGUUGCGGCAGCCAGGGUUUCUCAUCAUGGCAUUGUAUACUGCUUGGAUUUAUGGACAACAAGUACUCAUUACCUUGCUGCUGGGUGCUUUGAUGUCCAAAGAUUACAAAUUCACAUCUCCACAGGUUGGUGCCGCUGGCCUGGCGAUACCUGUGGGUGCUCUUAUUGCCAUACCAUUCCAGAAGGCGUCUCUGUUCAGUCGAGCUCGUCAAAUAGCUCCUGUGAGUGAUGACGGUACUUUCAAGAAGAAGAUAUCAUGGACAUCACAUAUGGUCCGACGAUCUAUCUUCGUCUUGUGUCUUCCGCUUGCCGGUGUCGCAUAUACUCUGUCAUCUGGUGGUCCUCCAAUUCCGUUCAUCCUUCCCGUUCUAUUCGCUGCCUUGGUCGGGUUCUUGUCAAAUCUUGCCAUGGCGGAAUGUCACGGGAUUAUCAUGGAAACAUUCGACACAUCCGACCUUCAGCCCGGAAUGACCGGGCGCAGCAGAGGAUCCGCUGGUGGUAAAGCUACGAGCAAGCGAACAAACUAUUCGUCCUUUCCGCGGGUUGCUUCUGGGUUUGCAAUUACCCAGGGCUUCGGAUAUUUGAUUGCUGCAGCUUCUUCUGGCGUUGGAGGUGUUCUCACAAGACACCUUGGUCAACAAGCUGCUACUGGUGUCAUGGCAGGUAUACUUUUCGUCCUUUCGAUUUUGCUUCUGGGGACAUUGAUUCGCUACACCAAUGUGCAGAUCAUCCCAGACUCGAAAAAAGAUGAGAUGGAGCGAUAUCACUCUGCCCGUCGAACCUCAGCUCUUCGACAACAAGAAGGCAUUGAGGAGGAUGAGCCAUGGCGUCCCAUCAUCAUCGGUAAUCCUCACCACACUACGCGUCGCAUGUGCCUCCUCGAGCUUGGUAGUCUUUCACGCUUCAGCGAGAUCAGACUCAAGAACAAGUUGGUUGACGAACAAAGUCUUGAAGCCAAGCAUCCGAACCAAGCAGCCAUGCAUGAGCUGAAGCACAAAAUUCACGAAAAAGAGAUGGAAGUCGUCAAUCAUGUUCGCAGAAGCUUGAGUCGACAUAGCUCUAGAGGAAGUAAGCGGAGCCGGAGUGAUGGGCCUGAACAAGGCGACCUUGGAGGACACCGAGAGAUGCUGAAUCGUGGGGGGUCGGGAAACGGUUCCGGACGGGCAGCUCCCUCCAGAGGAGUGAGUGGCAGAGAGAGCGCACGGAAGGGAACGAGUAUGGCGAGGAAGGUUAUCGAAGAGUAACUGCUGGAAAUGUCAAGCAGAAGACUGUGACUUUUGCACCGGACCUCCCUAUUGCUGGGCAGCGUGGUGAAGGAACUUGGUUGACGGAAUUGUUCAAUUUGAUACUUGGGCUGUUUGUUACGGUCGUUGAAGUGGUAUGGAAGUCACUUGGCGCUAGAGGAGGUGUGCAGGAAGCUGAGGAGUAUGGUGGAGGUUUCCAGGGUUGGUAUUGGCGAGGAAGUGUGUAUUCGCUGAGUGGUGAGUUUGUUGAGAGAAGGAGGGUUGAGGGUUGAGGAUCAAACAAUAACCUAGAAACGACAUUCUUAAACUUGGGCUUUGACCCCAUCAGAUG
Cadophora gregata is the source of this 7987-nucleotide messenger RNA. RefSeq lists its product as uncharacterized. NCBI's taxonomy places the organism in Eukaryota, Fungi, Ascomycota, Leotiomycetes, Helotiales, Ploettnerulaceae. The record is from RefSeq and is a predicted model, not a curated record. The transcript has 2 exons. Gene Ontology annotation, biological process: transmembrane transport. The coding region runs from base 274 to 7656 and encodes 2460 amino acids. Gene Ontology annotation, molecular function: transmembrane transporter activity.